Molecule: messenger RNA, 1094 nt
Organism: Cornus florida
Lineage: Eukaryota; Viridiplantae; Streptophyta; Magnoliopsida; Cornales; Cornaceae
Exons: 3
Coding region: 129-791 (220 amino acids)
Source: RefSeq, a predicted model, not a curated record
AUUCUUAGAGUUUUAGUAAGACAAAAAUUGGGAGAUGAACGAUACAGUCACUUUUACUGGAAUCAUAACCUGCAUUCCUCUCUCUCUCAACCCUCGCAUCAAUUUUCUCAUACUCCCUCUCCAAAGCAAUGGAUCGUCAACUGCUCGAAAUUGCUACUCUGUUCGAAGGCAAAUCCAAACCCUCGCUCCCGAGGAUCGCUCGAUUAGCACUGAUCGGUACCGCUGUGGUGUUUCAUGUGUUCAUCGCCCUCUUUUCCGCCAUUGCACCUAACCCUAACAAGACAGCGAUCUACUACGCGCCUAGGGUUCUUCUGAUGUUAUUCGGUGGAUCGGGAGCAACUAUUGCGUGUGUCAUCACCUACAUAAAUCUUCUUAAGCGCCGACUCAAUAGAUUCGUUUGGAUGCUCCUCGCAGGUCUGGCGAUAAUGGGUUAUCAAUUUCUUCUUUUCAUCUACCAAACAUCGCUGAUCUUCCAUAUCCUUCUCUGUUCCUUCACCACUCUCUUCAUUGUCUAUCAUGUCCUUUUCAUUCAUGGGCGUUUUAAGUCUGAUCUGAUGAUAAUAAUACUUGCGCUUUUCGGAAGCAGCAUGGUCGAUACUUUUUUUGAGAAAAAUGAUGGGCAUGUAGUGAAGUCCGCGGCUUAUGUCUUCGUUGUUGUUGCUGCAAUACUUUCUCAGAUGCUUAUGGAUAACCUCGCAGCUGCUGAGAAGGCAGAUGCGAAGAAGGCAACUGAUGAGGAGGCAACUGGGAGCUUGCAGAAGAUUGUUGACAAAGACGACGGCAAGGUUUGACGGCAUCCUACUUGAGCAUUCUACUGGUUGGACUAAGAGCUGGUGUUUCGUCACUGUAAUAAUUAGAAACUUUACUUUUAGGCCGAUGUUUCAUUACUGUAAUAGUUAGAAACUAAACUUGGCAUUCUACUGGGCAACUGGAGUUGUUUCUUGCAUAGCUAACUGUUUGACGUAUUCUGUGAGUACGAGUAAGCACAAAAGUAGUUUCGGCGAAUGGUCUAAUAUGCUGAUACUAUUUGCUAUGUUGAUACUCUUACUUCAGGUUCUAUGCUAAAAUGCUAUUUUUGUAUGUUUUUGGCAGAA